UUCUCUCUCUCUCUCUCAGUCUCUUGCCGUAGCGAUCUCCUCUCUCCUUUUCUCUCUCUUUCUCUCUCUCUCUCUCUGUCUCUUGCCGUAGCGAUCUCCUCUCUCUCCCCCGGACCCCGCAGCAUAACCCCCUGCACGGAUAGACCUGGCCUUUAUCGUUAUAAAGAUGAAUCCACCGUGGAAUAUCCAGAGAUGCUAUUAUCCCCACCACGAGCCGGCAACACAGACAAUGAGUUCCCAGUCCUGAGGUGAAUCAGUCCAGAGUUACUGCAGUCCUGAGGUGAAUCAGUCCAGAGUUACUGCAGUCCUGAGGUGAAUCAGUCCAGAGUUACUGCAGUCCUGAGGUGAAUCAGUCCAGAGUUACUGCAGUCCUGAGGUGAAUCAGUCCAGAGUUACUGCAGUCCUGAGGUGAAUCAGUCCAGAGUUACUGCAGUCCUGAGGUGAAUCAGUCCAGAGUUACUGCAGUCCUGAGGUGAAUCAGUCCAGAGUUACUGCAGUCCUGAGGUGAAUCAGUCCAGAGUUACUGCAGUCCUGAGGUGAAUCAGUCCAGAGUUACUGCAGUCCUGAGGUGAAUCAGUCCAGAGUUACUGCAGUCCUGAGGUGAAUCAGUCCAGAGUUACUGCAGUCCUGAGGUGAAUCAGUCCAGAGUUACUGCAGUCCUGAGGUGAAUCAGUCCAGAGUUACUGCAGUCCUGAGGUGAAUCAGUCCAGAGUUACUGCAGUCCUGAGGUGAAUCAGUCCAGAGUUACUGCAGUCCUGAGGUGAAUCAGUCCAGAGUUACUGCAGUCCUGAGGUGAAUCAGUCCAGAGUUACUGCAGUCCUGAGGUGAAUCAGUCCAGAGUUACUGCAGUCCUGAGGUGAAUCAGUCCAGAGUUACUGCAGUCCUGAGGUGAAUCAGUCCAGAGUUACUGCAGUCCUGAGGUGAAUCAGUCCAGAGUUACUGCAGUCCUGAGGUGAAUCAGUCCAGAGUUACUGCAGUCCUGAGGUGAAUCAGUCCAGAGUUACUGCAGUCCUGAGGUGAAUCAGUCCAGAGUUACUGCAGUCCUGAGGUGAAUCAGUCCAGAGUUACUGCAGUCCUGAGGUGAAUCAGUCCAGAGUUACUGCAGUCCUGAGAAACGAAGAAGGUGUUUGUCUGCCAAUCCUGUCCCUCCCCCUGGCUACAGAAAGGGGUGUGUCUGGUCAUCCGGUCCCUCCCCCUGGCUGCAGGCUGUAGAAAGGGGUGUGGACUGUCCCGAUGGAGGCGGGACAGCCAUCACCUGACAGCAGUAGUGAAGAGUGUACAGUACUGGAGGCUCUACCAGACAAGGGACUGGCCUGUCACACACACACUGGCAAGGUGACGGAGCUGUACUGUUCAGGGUGUGAGGUGUGUGUGUGUGAGGUGUGUGUGUCGGGGGAGCACGCGGACCAUCCCACGCUACCUUUAUUAGACUUUCUGGAGACACACAGAGACGGUCUGCAGGAGAGACUGACUGCUGCAGAGAACAGGCUGCCUCAGAUCUCGGAGGCCCUGGUGUCUCUGAGAGAGAUCCUAAAGCAGCUGACCAAUCAGAGAGAUUUGAUCGAGGAGGACAUCCACGUCAGCUUUGAAGAGCUCCACAAGACCCUGGACGUCAGGAAGAGUGUACUACUGAUGGAGCUAGAGGUCACCUACGGACUGAAACAGAAGGUUCUGCAGGCCCAGCUGGACACCCUGCUCCAGGGCCACAGGGGUAUCGCUGACACCUGUACCCAGACAGAGGAGGCCCUGAGCGGAAAGGCCAGCGCUGCAAGCCUGCAGGCUGAGAGAGGCCUUGGGGAGAGGCUGGGGGAGCUGGCCAGCCAAGGGUUACCAUUCCAGGCUGAGGAGAAUGAUCAACUGGACUUAGUGAUGGAGGCAGAGGGGCUGAGGAAGUCGAUCCACAACCUAGGGACAAUUGUCACUACCAGACGACCAAUCCUGUCUGCUGAGGUGUGUACUCCAGAUGGCAGCGUGGCGGACGGGGAGAUACUCGACCACAAGAACGGGACAUAUGAUUUUGUUUACACUGUAAACAAGGAAGGGGAGUUCUCAUUGGCUCUCCGGCUCUAUGACCAGCACAUCAAAGGAAGUCCCUUCAGUCUCAGAGUUACCAGGUCCCCGGACCCUGAGGUGUCUCCCCCCACCACCACAGCCACCUCUCUGGCGGCCACCGCCACCCCGUCUACAGGCUCCUCUGAGGGGGCUAAGAGGAGAGGAAAGUCCCCUGGGUCCGGGAGUAAGAAGAAAGGGUCCAGGAGGACAGGCAGUGCCCUGGGGACACCCAGACGCAAAGAGAACCCCAUCGAAGAUGACCUCAUCUUCAGGAUCGGUACCAAGGGGAAGAAUAAAGGAGAGUUCACUAACCUGCAGGGUGUGUCGACGUCCUCCAAUGGCAGGAUUCUAAUAGCAGACAGCAAUAACCAGUGUGUUCAGAUCUUCUCUAAUGACGGCGAGUUUAAGAGUCGUUUCGGGGUGAGGGGCCGGUCGCCAGGGCAACUCCAACGACCAACGGGUGUGGCCGUUCACCCCAACGGUGACAUCAUCAUCGCCGACUACGACAACAAGUGGGUCAGCAUCUUCUCCAGCGAGGGCAAGUACAAGGCCAAGCUGGGCUCUGGUAGGCUGAUGGGACCGAAGGGCGUGUCCGUGGAUCAGAACGGUCACGUGAUCGUUGUGGACAACAAGGCAUGCACCGUCUUCAUCUUCCAGCCAACCGGCAAGCUCGUUACUAAGUUCGGUAGCCGCGGCAACGGAGACAAACAGUUCGCAGGUCCUCAUUUUGCGGCAGUCAACAACAACAAUGAGAUCAUAGUGACAGACUUUCACAACCACUCAGUCAAGGUGUUCACCCCAGAGGGAGAGCUGCUGCUGAAGUUUGGAUCUAACGGAGAGGGCAACGGUCAGUUUAAUGCUCCUACAGGCGUGGCCGUCGAUGUGAAUGGGAACAUCAUUGUAGCUGACUGGGGCAACAGCCGUAUACAGGUGUUUGACGGUAGUGGCUCCUUCCUGUCCUAUAUCAACACAUCAGCUGACCCUCUCUACGGACCUCAGGGUCUGGCUCUCACCUCUGAUGGACACGUGGUGGUGGCCGACUCUGGAAACCACUGCUUCAAGGUCUACAGAUACCUACAGUAG
This is a messenger RNA of Oncorhynchus gorbuscha (pink salmon), 3135 nucleotides long. Its product is annotated as tripartite motif-containing protein 2-like. Gene Ontology annotation, biological process: negative regulation of translation; proteasome-mediated ubiquitin-dependent protein catabolic process; protein polyubiquitination. The transcript is spliced from 15 exons. NCBI's taxonomy places the organism in Eukaryota, Metazoa, Chordata, Actinopteri, Salmoniformes, Salmonidae. Gene Ontology annotation, molecular function: zinc ion binding; translation repressor activity; protein binding. The record is from RefSeq and is a predicted model, not a curated record. Bases 1234 to 3135 code for a protein of 633 amino acids.